This is a messenger RNA of Cornus florida, 2105 nucleotides long. Its product is annotated as mechanosensitive ion channel protein 1, mitochondrial-like. The record is from RefSeq and is a predicted model, not a curated record. NCBI's taxonomy places the organism in Eukaryota, Viridiplantae, Streptophyta, Magnoliopsida, Cornales, Cornaceae. Gene Ontology annotation, biological process: transmembrane transport. Bases 229 to 1854 code for a protein of 541 amino acids. The transcript is spliced from 7 exons. Gene Ontology annotation, cellular component: membrane.
UACUUUCGCUUCAAGAAAGCCCCACCUGAAGAGGCAAGAGGGAGAAACUCUCGCCUGAAAUUUCACUCUGCAACUUCGAAAUUCAUGUAGCCGAAAAAGCUCAAUCACAGCAGCAACCAAACGGAAGGCUCUGAGAAUCGGUGUUUACAUUGUUUUUGUGUUGUUAAAAUAUUUGCAGAUUGAGAAUUGAGUGCGUAGAUUCUGUUGGAUGAUUUGUAAGUUUGCGUAAUGGCUGCAAGUAGGUUUUUGAUUUGGAAAUCGCGCUUUUCUACUACUGUAAACCGUUCUUUCAAAGCACAAUCAUGUCGAUCAUUUGAUUCUUGUAUGAAAUUUGAGAAAUGUGCUGAUCCAAUUGAUGCUAGACCUUUGUUUACUUGCAUAAAUCGUAAUUUUCAUGCUGAACAAUCUGGAUUCACCGAGAACAAUGUCAAUAGUCGUCUUGGAUCUGUUGUUGAUAAUCAAUAUUAUAGGAACAAUCAUUUUAGGGCAUUAUCCCCUACUUUACUGAAUUCCCGUCAAUGGAGGUCUGUUUCUGUUGUUCCGGUAAGUCCUACACUGAAUUACAGAUGGUUUUCAUCAUCUGUCGGUAGCCAAGGAGAUAAUGCUAGGGGUGGGGAAGUUCCUUCUGCUUCAGGUGUAACUGGUUCUGAUAAUGGUGAUGCUGGCCUUAGUGGAAGUGAUAUAAUUGAUAAGGUUAAGGAUGUUUGGCAGUCUACAAUAGAUACUGUGACUUAUACUGGGCAAAGGACCAAAGAAGCUUCUGAUGAACUGACUCCUCAUGUUCAACAGUUGCUUGAUACACAUCCUUAUCUUAGAGAUGUCAUUGUUCCGGUUGGUAGUACUUUGACCGCCACUAUAUUGGCUUGGGUGGUGAUGCCGAGGCUUUUAAGGAGAUUACAUAAGUAUGCGAUGCAAGGCCCUGCUUCAUUUUUAUCUGGGAGUACAUUAUUUGGGCAGGUUCCAUAUGAAAAAAGCUUUUGGGGUGCUUUGGAGGAUCCAAUAAGAUAUCUAAUCACCUUCAUGGCAUUUACACAAAUAGGCAUGAUGGUUGCCCCAAGUACUAUUGCAUCGCAAUACCUUGCCCAGGCUUGGAGGGGUGCUGUUAUUCUUUCUUUGGUGUGGUUUCUGCAACGGUGGAAAACAAAUGUUAUUACUCGUGCAUUGACUGUUCAGAGCACAGUGGUUGAUCGAGAAAAGCUGUUAACUCUUGACAAACUUUCUUCCAUUGGUUUAUUUGUCCUUGGUUUGAUGGCUUUGGCUGAGUCAUGUGGGGUGGCUGUGCAAUCUAUUCUGACUGUUGGUGGCAUAGGAGGAGUGGCUACUGCUUUUGCUGCUAAAGACGUUCUUGGGAAUGUUCUCAGUGGGUUGUCUGUGCAGCUUUCUCAUCCUUUUUCAGUUGGAGAAACGAUAAAAGCUGGAUCUGUAGAAGGACAAGUGGUAGAAAUGGGACUUACAACCACAUCAUUGCUGAGUGCUGAAAAAUAUCCUAUCAUAGUUCCAAAUUCACUGUUUUCUAGUCAGGUAAUCGUGAAUAAGUCUCGUGCCCAAUGGCGUGCCAUAAUUACCAAAAUUCCUCUGCAAAUAGGUGAUUUUGAGAAGAUUCCCCAGAUAUCAGAUGACAUAAAGAGCAUGCUCAGAUCAAACUCGAACAUUUUCUUGGGGAAGGAGGCCCCAUAUUGUUUCUUGUCUCGAAUAGAAAGAUCAUUUGCAGAACUGACUCUUGGAUGCAAUCUAAAGCAUAUGAGCAAAGAAGAGUUCUUUUCAACACAGCAAGACAUUCUUCUGCAGUCAGUCCAGAUAAUCAAGAAGCAUGGUGCUACGUUGGGUAGCACCCUGGAGGAUAUGACUUACUGAUACACCGGCUGUGGAAAAAAGUCAUCGAUCAGUGAUACACCGAAUGUGGAAAAAAAUAUUUUUUGGAGGUUAGGCCUUUUUGAAUGUAUCUGCUACCUUACUUGAAUGUUAAAUAGAUUUGAGGUUAUUUGCACAUGUUGAGGCUUCAUUGUUAUUUUAAUGCAUCCUGGUUUAAUUGACGAAUCAUGCAAAACCUUAAAGAUAAAAUUGAAACAAAAAGAGAACAAAAAAGCCAGAUGAUUUUGUAUUCA